AUGUGAGCAUCUCUGCAUCAUCAUCUUUACAGAGCAAAGGGAAUAUUUCCUUAUUGGGAAACAGGAAGGUUUUCUUUGACACUCAUGCGCUGGUGUGCCUCUUGGAAGAAAAUGGGUUCACUGCUCGGCAGUCGGAGGUCAUUGUAUCUGCAUUAGUGAAAAUUAUGAACACCAACCUGGAUAUGAUUUACAAGGACAUGGUCACCAAAGUACAGCAGGAAAUUGCACUUCAGGAAGUAAUGUCCCAUAUUGGUGGUGUGAAAAAAGACAUGAUUAUUUUGGAAAAAAGUGAAUUUUCAGCACUUCGUUCAGAAAAUGAGAAAAUAAAACUUGAACUCCAGCAGAUAAAGAAGCAAGUCAUGGAUGAAAUUGCCAAAGUUCGUGCAGAUAACAAGUUAAACCUAAACCUAGAGAAGAGCAGAGUAAAAGAAUUGUACUCACUUAAUGAAAGAAAACUACUUGAAAUCAAGACAGAAAUAGUGGAAUUGCAUGCACAACAAGAUCGAGCUGUGACCAAAACAGACAGAAAAAUAGACACAGAAGUUGCAGAUCUGAAAACAAUGCUGGAAUCGCACAAACUUGAUAACAUUAAGUACUUAGCAGGUUCAAUAUUUACAUGCCUUACUGUAGCACUGGGAUUUUAUCGCUUAUGGAUAUAAUAAAACAUCACUUUAAAGGGAUUUCUACUGUCUUGGUUUCUGAAAAAAAGAAGUUUUAUCUUUGCCUGGACUU
Messenger RNA from Cariama cristata (Red-legged seriema), 732 nucleotides. RefSeq names its product mitochondrial calcium uniporter regulator 1 (gene MCUR1). The transcript is spliced from 8 exons. The annotation marks the transcript as partial. The record is from RefSeq and is a predicted model, not a curated record. Gene Ontology annotation, biological process: positive regulation of mitochondrial calcium ion concentration; calcium import into the mitochondrion. NCBI's taxonomy places the organism in Eukaryota, Metazoa, Chordata, Aves, Cariamiformes, Cariamidae. Gene Ontology annotation, cellular component: mitochondrion; mitochondrial inner membrane.